Pomacea canaliculata is the source of this 1757-nucleotide messenger RNA. Its product is annotated as serine/arginine-rich splicing factor 2-like. The transcript has 2 exons. Bases 103 to 678 code for a protein of 191 amino acids. Lineage: Eukaryota; Metazoa; Mollusca; Gastropoda; Architaenioglossa; Ampullariidae. Gene Ontology annotation, molecular function: RNA binding. The record is from RefSeq and is a predicted model, not a curated record.
CAUUAGACAUGCGCAGUCGUUAGGGAAGGCAUAAAAGCAGAAAGUAGUGAGAGGCGACAGUUGGUAGCCUAAACCUUUUGCAGACGGUACGUUAUUUGUAGCAUGAGUUACGGUAGAGGUCCUCCUAGUAUAGAAGGCAUGAUUUCUUUGAAGGUUGAUAAUCUCACAUACAGGACAACACCAGAAGAUCUUCGCCGUGCCUUCGAAAAAUAUGGCGAUGUCGGUGACGUCUACAUUCCUCGUGACCGGUUUACCCGUGAAAGUCGCGGGUUUGCUUUUGUUCGUUUUUAUGACAAACGUGACGCCGAGGAUGCAAUGGACUCAAUGGAUGGCGCAAUUUUAGAUGGUCGUGAGGUUCGUUGUCAGAUGGCUCGCUAUGGAAGACCAGCCGAACCAUACAGACGGGGACCACCACCACGCCGCUUUGGACGUUACAGAUCUAGGUCAAGAUCUCGAUCAAGGCGCCAUAGAAGAAGGUCAAGGAGUCAUUCACGCAGCCGCUCAUACAGUCAGAGCAGGAGCCGGUCAGGAAGCCAGAGCAGAUCCAGAAGUCACAGUCGGGAGAGGAAUGAAAAGUCUCGCAGCAGAUCGCGAAGUGGCUCCAAGUCGCGCUCUCGCAGUCCUGCAAAGUCUGAAGGAUCACCCAAGGAGGAUGCUCAACAGAAUAACUCCGAGUGAGAAGUGCAUUAAAAAGUGGAGGCUGAACUCCUGAGCAGUUUCAUUGUGCUGCUUGCUGUCAGCAGCUCAUGACCAGUCCAGCCAGCACGCUGACGUUCAGGUCAUUAUUAGCUCGCACACACAUAAACUUGAAAACUGCUCAGUUGCAGACUCUUCAGAAUGAAGUAACAUGCAAAGAAAGUAUUGGAUUUUCUUGCAGAACUCAUCAAGCUAUUCUAUAUACGACAUUUUCCCGUUAAAUCUUCUGGGUUUGCUUACAAUUCAGAUUUAGCCAGGUCUUAUGGUUUUAAUUCUUUGUAGAUAAUUAAAUUUUUUUAAAUGUCAUUUUUCAUGAUAACCAUGCCAUAAAGCCAUGUGUUUGCUGUUCAUAUAUUAAUGUGCUGUUUUUAUUUCCCCAUGCUGUAGGCGCUGUAAGGGGUAGUAAGAGCUGUGCAGUGCUGUAUGCAGUUAUCUUAGCUGUUGGGUGAGCGGAGGUGCCGGCUGCCUGUGCUGCAAGAGCUGUAGCAGUCUGCAUUGCUGUGAGCUGUAGCAGUCGCCGACAUGGUGAUCGGCGUGGGGAAAUGGCGUAGCUGCCGGCGCCCGAAAAGAGCUGAAAUCCUCAUGUUGCUUAAAGAGCCUGAUCUGACCAAGCAUUGAUGCACAUCCAGAUUUGUCCGCAUUCAAAACACAACUUGUUCCAACUUUCAUUUCUAGCCUUGGUUUAAAAAAUCAUUUAAGUGGGUUAUUUAAUGGCUAACUAUGAUGGUGUAGAAAUCUGUUUCCAUCUUAUUCCGCUCAAGUACCAUUGGGGCACAACUGCAUUGGCUGUUGAGAUUUUAAAGCCUUUCAUUGCUUCAUGUGUGCAUUCCUGUUUAUUCUAAUUAACAGUACACGCACGAGGUCAUAUUCAAAAGCAUUUGUGGUGCAAUGAAUAGCAAGGCUUUGGGGGAAAUAAUUUUUCAAUCUGGCAACAUGUUUGCAAGGUAGGUUCACUUGCACACAUCAGAUAUUGCAGGUUCCAGAAGCUGAAGGUGGAAAAAAAAUACAGGUAGACCAAUCUGCACAGGAUUGUUUUAAGAUUAAACAAAAGUGACAUUUCA